Messenger RNA from Pollicipes pollicipes, 1521 nucleotides. Its product is annotated as mitochondrial folate transporter/carrier. Gene Ontology annotation, biological process: nucleotide transport; transmembrane transport. The transcript is spliced from 7 exons. The record is from RefSeq and is a predicted model, not a curated record. The coding region runs from base 363 to 1361 and encodes 332 amino acids. NCBI's taxonomy places the organism in Eukaryota, Metazoa, Arthropoda, Thecostraca, Pollicipedomorpha, Pollicipedidae.
UGUUGGGCGUCCCCGGGUGUGGUGCGGGAGGCCUGCGGCUUGGUGCACUGCGCUCACUUUUACAAGCACGACUUCUUUCACCUCAUAGAGCCCGGUCUAGAAAUAACAUUUGGCGGUCAUUGACGCACUAAACGAUUUUUAGCGCUCGUCACAGUCAAAGAAAGCUGCCAUCUGGUGCUGUUCGGAGCCGUGAAGAUGGAAUUGAAGACUCGUUUCUCUGCUGCACACCCUAUGCCUUGCAAUACUAUCUGCCUGAAAGCUACGUCUAGUGGUAGUUCAUGAUAAAUUGCAUUAAUUCAAGCUACAAGUAGAGUACUUUCUACAGUCUGUGAUAUAGUUUUGCAGGUGUUUAGCUUUUCAACAUGUCAGAAAGAACUUCCGCUCAGGCACAGAAGUCGGCUCCUGUUCGAAGAAGUUUGUUGUCAUCCCUCCGAUAUGAACAUUUGUUGGCUGGGAUGGCAGGUGGAGUUGCCUCAACAUUAAUUCUUCAUCCACUGGAUCUCAUCAAAAUAAGAUUUGCAGUUGACGAUGGCGUCAUCCGAUCUCGACCGCACUACAAUGGCAUGCUGAACGCGUUCGGCACGAUCUUCAGCUCGGAGGGUGUGCGGGGCCUGUACCGGGGCGUGACGCCCAACGUGUGGGGCGCCGGCUCCGCCUGGGGCCUUUACUUCCUCUUCUACGGCUCCAUCAAGUCGUACAUGCAGGAGGGCGACUCUCGGCGCGACCUGGGCGCACCGCGCCACAUGCUGGCCGCCUCCCAGGCCGGCAUCGCUACCCUGGCGCUGACCAACCCCAUUUGGGUGGUAAAGACCAGGCUGUGUCUGCAGUACUCGUCCGACGCCGCCAGCCUGCCCGAGAGCAAGAAGUAUGGCGGCAUGAUCGACGCCUUCCGCAAGACGUACCGGCACGAGGGCGUGCGCGGCCUCUACAAGGGGUUCAUCCCGGGCGUGUGGGGCGUGUCGCACGGAGCACUGCAGUUCAUGGUGUACGAGGAGCUCAAGUCCGUCUACAACCGGCGGCGCGGCAAGACGAUCGAUGCCAAGCUGUCGACUCUGGAGUAUCUUCAGUUUGCGGCGCUCUCGAAGCUCUUCGCGGCGUGCGUGACGUACCCGUACCAGGUGGUGCGCGCCCGGCUGCAGGACCACCACGUCGAGUACGCCGGCUCUAUGGACGUGAUCCGGCGCGUGCUGAGGGAGGAGGGCUGGCGCGGCUUCUACAAGGGCCUGGCGCCCAACCUGACGCGCGUCGUGCCGGCCACGGCCAUCACGUUCGUCGUGUACGAGACGGUGUCGGGCGCGCUGCAGCGGCGCCGGCCGGAACCGACGCCCGCGCCCGCGCCGCCUUCCCCGACCGAUGAGUAGUCCCCGCCGCCGCCUGGCCGGUCGAAGGGUAGUUAGUCCCCGCCGCCGUCCGGCCGGUCGGAGCGGCUCAGGACCGGCCUCUGGACCUGUCCGCCCCCGAGGCGUCCUGGGAGGAGCACCGCCGCGGACCAGGCACCGAGAGCGAGGCGGUCGGCGGGCA